Molecule: messenger RNA, 8512 nt
Organism: Polistes canadensis
Lineage: Eukaryota; Metazoa; Arthropoda; Insecta; Hymenoptera; Vespidae
Gene: Epg5
Product: ectopic P granules protein 5 homolog
Exons: 30
Coding region: 309-7694 (2461 amino acids)
Biological process (GO): autophagosome maturation
Cellular component (GO): cytoplasm
Source: RefSeq, a predicted model, not a curated record
AGCAUGAAUAAAAAGAAUAUUAUUUUAUUAUAUAACUUUUUCUCUAUAUCUAAUAUAUAUUUAAAUGUAUGUUAUGGCUUUGCAUAAAGUUCGAUUUAUUUUAAUGCGCAAUACAAUUUAUUUGCAUAUUGCAUAAAGGUUUCAAAAAAAUGUGAUUAAUUUUUAUACUACAACAUUAAUAAUGGCGAGUAAGAAAGAUAUUACAGUGCACAAACCUAAUUCCUUAUAAGUGUUGUCUACAAUACAAAAAAUUAUACGAGGUUAAAAUAAUCUUAUCGUCUCAUCACCCUCCAUAAUCAAUAAUAAUCAUGGAGAAACAAAAAAGUCGACAGAAGAAAAAGAAAGACAAAAUGAUACCGCCCAGUCUAGAACAACAAAUACCAGAUGCUCCAACUUUAGAAGAAUUCGAGUGUCUUUUUGGAGAAUCUCCUACCAAUUAUCCUAAAGGCGAAUGUGUCGAAAACAUGGAAAGUGAGUUACAUUCAGCUGCUAUAGAUACAGAAAUUUAUGAAAAACAAGCUGCCGAAAAAGCUGCUUACGAGAUGGAAUAUAAUUUGUCUAUUGAAACCUCUGAGGUAUAUUCAGAAUCAUCUGUUUCAUAUGACGAAAUUGAUGGCAAACAUCUAGCAACUCCAAUGCAAGAUGCGGAUCCUUUGGAAGGAAAGAUAGAAGAAGUCAGAAUAGUAGUUUCAGAAAUUCGUUUGAUAGAUGUUCUUCCAACAGCACCUACUGCUGAAGAUCAAGAAGCUACUACGCUAACAUCAGAAGAGACAAUGUCUUCAUUCAGCAUUAAUUCGAAUAAAGUUUUAGUCGAGGAAGAAGAGAUCACAAAUGAGCCAGAAGUAUCUAAAGAUAAAACUAACACGAUACAAGCUGUUACUAAUGAUGUUAAACCAUUUACCGAAAAUCAGUUAAUAUCUCUUUAUAAUAAUCAAGAAUUAUCAUUGGUCGAUGCCUUUAUCGCAGAAUUUACAGAGAUACAAUUGAGAAGUCAUGCGAUUAAACAGCAACAUAAACUCUAUGAACUUCUUAUGAAUUAUCUUCGUGUUAGAAAUCAUCUGAUUAUAAAUUCACAUGAAUUAGAAAGAUUGAAAGAAAAUUGUAGAGAAACGCAAAAACAAUUAUGGUGUCUUGAUAAAGCUACUAUUACGGAAACUGGUGAAUGUCAAGAUGGAAAUCCUGUUAGUGCUAUUCAUGAAUAUUCUAUUGCUCAUUUUAAUCAGCAAGCAUUACAUAGCUUGUCACGUAAUUUAUCGGCUAUCAAAGACAUAUUAUAUAAUAUCCAAGCAUUAUAUUGUUACGAAGCAGAAGUACUGAGAUUACAAAUUGAACAUUAUAUCCAAAGAGUAUGCAUUUUUUGUAAGGAAUUUACAAACCUAUCAGUAAAUGCACCAGUUAAUUUAAUGCCAGUACAAACACCUUCACAAACAAUACCGCAGCUGGUCGAACUUAGAAUGUGUAUUACAAUAUUGUUCACUUUUCAACGAAAAAUUUUAAAGGAUGGAAAAUUUGUUACCGACGUCAGAGAUUGGCUUUCUAAAUUGAUAGCAGUUCUUUUAAGAGUAGCUACUUGGCAGGAUCAUUUAUUUUUAUUGAACCAUGUAUUGAGAUGUCCUGGAGGUGUUAUGAAUUGGGCACGUGGCUAUAUUCAAAUUCCAUUACCAUCUACAAAUGUAAUCGAAGUCUCUACGUCUCCAUUAAAUGAUCCAUAUCUUGACCAUAUGAUAGCCACGUUAGCUGUAAUUUUACUUCCAAUUAAAGAUCGUGAGAAGUUUCUAGAACAGGUACAAUUAUCAUUACAAGAUACAGCAAGUAACCCAGGUGAUACAAUCUGGGUCAUGCUGGAUGAAGGAGGCGAAGAAGAUGAAGACAUUGCUAAUUUUGGUGCAAAUUUAUACGAAAGCGAUCUUAUUUUUCUUUUGCAUCAAAUACCGUUCAAUAAAUUAUUUGAACAGAUACUUUUUAUACAAUAUCGAAAUGAUAAAUAUUAUCAAAACAAGAAUUUAAUUACCGAUCAUCACAUGAUACGAAUAUUCGCUUUUUCUACUGUUGUUGUGAGACUCGUAAAUAAAGGAUUAAAGACAUACGAUUCUCCACGGUAUAGACAGUUAGCUAAAAGAUUAAGUGCAUUAAUUAGAGACAUAGUUCAAUAUGUUAGCGAUCAGUGGGAAGCAUUUGAUAAGAAUCAAGUGACAGAUGCAUCAAUGUUGCUGAAAUUACAAACUGAAUAUGAUAGCUUUUUACUAAAAGCAACUCUUUCAAUAUUUUCCUCUCGACGAUUAGGUGCAUGGCAAUAUCUGGCAUCUAUUCCAUAUCAUAUUGUGUCAUUAACUACAUUAUGGCAAAUCUUUUAUACUUUACAUACUGACUCUACAUCAACAGAUAUAUAUAUGACCACUAUGACUAAUACGGAAUGGGAAAAAGAAUUAAAUUAUCCAGAUCUUCGUAAACAAUUUGAAGAAAAAUUAGGCAACAUGCCAGGAGAUGAAUCAUAUUUUUUAUUGACAACAUUUGCAAACAUGGCUAUGGCAAGAACCUUUGCAGAUUAUGAUUUUGUAAGAGCAGCUACUAUUGAUUUAUUUCAAAUAGGAUUUCUUAGUGAAAUAACACAAGAAUCUUGUUCAAAAGAUGCCAGAUCACUAUUAUCUAAUUUAACAAAUAAGCAUCCUACGCUUCUUUCAGAUAUAAUAUUAAAAUUGCGGGAUAAUUUUGGUUCCGUUGGAAAGUUAAGCCUAUAUUUGUUCACUGAAUUAAAAAUGGAUAAAUGGAUUCCACAAGAACAAGAUUUUCAAGUUCUUUCAUUUUGGUUACAUCAACAUUCAUUAGCAUCAACCGAAAGUCACUUAGCACGUUUAGUUCUUACUCAUCUCAAUUGGGGACUCGAAGGAAAUAAUUUGUAUCUUCCUAUUGAAAUACACCGACGUGUGGCACUUUUAAUUGUUGAAUUGGCCAUGAAAUACGUACCAGAUUCUCCUACACAGACUGCUUCUUUACUAGCAGAGGGAGUUAAACAGGUAUCAUCCAUAGUCAGACCACAAAAUAGUGAACAAGCAUUCACUUUAUGGGCAUGGGAAAUGUUAUCACGUUUGAGAUUACAUCAACUAGAUCAAUCUGAUGCACUUUCUCAGCGUGCAAUAUCAAAUCCUACUGUAGCAUUUUCUUAUUUGCCAAAUAUGGAAUCUGACUUAUUUUUGGAAAUUUUAAAUACAGGAGUGAGAGAAAAGCAACCGAUUGCAUGUUACGUAUCAGUAUUGAUGACAUUAUGGGGUCAUUCUAUACCCUUAAUUUGUUCCAAAGGGUUCAAUCAAUUACAAACGUUACAAUGCUAUUAUAAAUAUGAACAAGUAUUGAUAGCUUUGCAUCACAUUGUGCCAUUAUUUGUCGAUUGCCCUGAUUCAUUAUUUAAGAAUGAUAAAUUUUUAAGUCUCGUUAUUACAUUAAUUACGGCUGAUAGAACGUAUAUGAAAAUGGCCAAGAAUUUAAUUGCACCUGAGUUUCCUGGGCCAUUACUUAAACAAUUUUCAAGUAUGAUUGAAUCUCAUCUGUACAAGUAUAAAAGAUACUGCUUGCAUAGUCCUGCAAAGUUAAUGUAUUUAUGGUUGAAUGUACUUAUACUUGUACCAGACUGGAACAAAGACCAAAAUGUUUUAUAUCUAAUGGAUACAAUCAUUCGGGCCGUAUUUUUUCAUUUGGAUACAAGAUCAAUCAUGGAAAACAUAUUUCAAAGCUUAUAUUCACUUGCAUUAAAAGGAAACAAUGAGAAUAUAACAACAAAUCGAAAUCCAGGAUCAUUGGGUUCUUUUUUAAGUUGGGCAACUGGUUCUAAUAAUUCUUUAAGCCUUUUGGGUGGUUCGACACAAUCAAUAUGGGUUGCAUAUCAGGUCUUAUUAACCGAACAGUACGAAAGAGAAAUAAAAACAGGCUUAUGGCGUGAAAUUCUAAAAGAAUUAGCAUUACAAACUAAAAUAUCAUUAGACACUGCACUAAAGCGAGCCUGUGCAACAGUAAAAAUGCAAGCUUUUAAUGUUAAUGGAUUAGCUAUAUAUCGUUGGUCCCAACAAGCACUUAAUACUCCAAUCGAACAUCCUAUUCUUUCUCUUCUGUGGCAAAACUUUUUCACUCUAUUUUUAGCAAGAGUUCCUACAACUCCAGGAGGUACUGAUCAAGGUGGAGUGGGUGAAAAGUUUUUUGAAGGAAUGAUUAAUCUAAAUUAUUUGAAGAAACUAAAAAAACGAUUACACGAAAUAACUGAACAUUUUCAAUUGAAAGGAGAAAAAGGUGUUGAUAAUGGAAAACCUAUUACUGAUGAAAGAAGAAUAUUUUAUUUUAACUCUGCUAAAUUUUAUAAGACUUUAAGUUUGUGGUUAGAAGAACCAAGAUUGCAAGAAUCAGGUCUUUAUAUUCCAGCUUUGCCACCGCAAUACAUGUCGCAAAAAUUAAUAGUACUCAUGCAGGGAGACCAAAAUCCGUGGUUUGAGUAUGUUGAUUAUUGGUCAGUUCAACAAAGUCAAUUAGAAGCUGUGCAAGAGUGGGAACAAAUAUGUCUCCGGGAUCCAAAUAAUCAAUAUCAGAAAUCCUCUUUUGUACCACCUACUUUAUUAGAAAUUGCCGAUCCAUUGGAAAGAAUUUUUAAAAGAUUGAAUUCAUACGAACAACCAAUUUCACCGCCGUUAUUAAAUACAAACAAUAAUCUUAUUACUUCUGUAUCAAGAGAAAAUUUAUACUCUCCAGAAACAGUUAUAACGUUGAUCAAACCUCAUCUUAAAAUAAUUUUGGAUUAUGCACAAACUUAUAAUUUUUUGCUUUCCGAGCAUACAGCUAUAGAUUGUAGUUUCUUAGAGUUAAUACCUACACUUUAUCGAGAAGUUGAAAAUUGUAUUACAUUACAUGCUCUAUGUGAUCCUGCACCAGUACAUCAAAAGCGUGCUAGAUCAGGUGUACCACCAGUUGUUCAUUGCGCUGGUGCUGCAGUGAUUAGAAUUAAAGUUAUCGAAGCUCAUGUCAGCGAUGGUGUUGAUCAUAUGAUAUCUCAAAAUAGAGCAGAAUAUGAAAAUUUAUUAGUUAAAGCAAGUCAACCACCACCUAGUAAAAUUACACAGGGUUGUGUUUUUAUGGAUCAUUUAAUUGUUAUGCUCGAACACGAACUAAGUGUAAGUCGAAUUAGUGAAAAUACAGCAGUAUUGCAAAAAGUUCAAAAAAGCGGUGUUAAGUUAUUUUAUCACUUGGUGGAAUUUUAUACGGAAGAAGCAGCAUUGUGUCCACCAACUAAACAACUUAUUACAACCUGUUUAGAAAAACUUGGCCAGUUAUUUAUUAGCGGAGAAGAAAGUCAAGGACCAGAAUUGUUAAAAACAAUUAUGCAAAGACCAAAUCUUGGUGGAUUGCUUGGUCCUCACUUUACUCCAGUGGCUGGUGGUGCAUCAACAUUCUUACAAAUGUAUCAAACAGUUGUUGAAUUGUCUACUGGAAUAAAUGUAGACUUAUGUUUCGUAUUACUUUCUAAGUUUGACGUUGCAAGUUGGCUAAGCUACAGAAGACCAAGAUUAAGCGAACGAUCAACAUUCAUAGAGUUAAUUUCUAGAGCUCUAUCUAACAUCGGACUUAAUCCUGAAGAAGAAAAACUUAUAUUACAUGAGUUAUUUCGCAAUCAUCUGCGACUCAUUCUUCUACAUGAAUUUCCUGAACACUAUGGUGAAGUUCUUAGUACCAUAUUAAAAGGCAGUGAAAGCCAAACUUUGUCCUUAGAUGUAUGGCGUGAUUUAUUAGGUACUCUGAGUGGAAAAUCGAAAAGUUCUACUGUAAUACAUUUGUCAAAAAUUCGAGACGAAAUACGUCAUUAUGCUACAGAACAAAGACUUCUUUCUCGACAAGAAAUGCACGACACUGCAGUUUUACUUAGUAGACAUUUUAUGAAAGAACGUUUGCAAUAUGGUCUUUAUGGAUUAUAUCCAAAAUAUAGAGUCUAUAACGAUCCAUUAUCAGUAUUUUUGGGAAUGGUAGGACAUGCUCUUGUUGUCCUAACACUUCAAUCUGAUAGGGGCUCCUUGGCAGAUCAAUUAUGCGAAAAAAUUUGGCCUGUUUUAAGCGAAAUGUAUGCACCUUGGAUCACACCUUAUUGGACUAGAAAUUUAGGAGAACCAACUGCAGCAUGGAUCCAACAACUUACAGAUGAUAGAUCUGUUUUACUGCCAUGGAUUAUAACGGAUGGACCAUAUGCUAAUAGAAUUGUAUCGAUGUUUGUGGAAUGUGUUAGAUUUAUUAUUGACACAAUGCCAGCAUCCAACAAGAUAUUAUCUUUCGUCUGGCAUUUCUAUGUUACUAAUUUUGCUCAUCCUUCAAUCAAAGAUCACAUAUUAAAUGUAAUACACGGUAAUUUCUUAUCGCUCCCAUGGGAUCGGUUCUGUCCUAGUAUUGGUGAUGUCGAGCUAAUGAUUAAAGUAGUUGAUCAGUAUCUACCAGAUAGUCAUCUAUUUCUUGGAAGUGUAUUUACUUGUAUCAAUUGGUCGUCAUGGAUAAAUGAGUCAUUAACUACUUUUCCUUUGGCCAUUGUUGCUAGAAUGCAUAUAUGUUUAUUGAACUUAAUUGUUAAAUUAUCAAAUGAACCAAAUGUAAGACAGAAUGAAAAAGCAGUACAAUUAAUUGUACAAGCAGUAACAUUUUCAUGGCAUUUGGUUGAUGCAGCUGCUUAUGAUCAAGUAAUUAACUGGCACGUAAUGAGUUGUGAUCCUAGAGUUAUUCUUUCUCUAGACUGUGAACAAAUUCAUCCUAUAGAUAUAGCUUUGAAUAAUCUAUUAAAGAUAGUCGCAGCUUAUGAUCCCAGUGUAGCGUAUUAUCAUCCAACUACAUUAAAAAAGAGACAAAUAUAUGUACGCUCUUCAGUAAAAUUAUUAAUCAAUUGUACAACUAGAUAUAAAUCACUAUUAUCCACGAAUUCUAAAGCUUUUACAACUACGUUGUCUCGUAUGUUGGAUGAAAUGGAAGCUGUUAUUGAUACUGUUUCAGAAACCCAACAAAUUCCAGAAGCAGGUUUAUUAGUAACCGAAUUUCUUCAUUCUAUAAACCAAAGUGGACCAUUAAAUGAUUAUCUUCGAACUAGUUGGACAACUUGGUUGUUGCAAAGAUCUGCCAGUAGUCCAGUACUCAUGGGUGUACUUAAAGUUAUAGGUGUAACGAUUGCUUCUUCAUCUACAUUAGGAGAACUUAUGGAAGCUGCUUUAGAAGCUUAUUUUAAAUACACUGUAAUUUCCGAAGAUGGUAGACCAACAUGGGCUGCAGUUUUAACAAUUUUACAACCCGUUGUACCAAGACAGCCUCCUCUGGAAUCAGUAUUAGUUUCAGAAGGAAGACUUUUAGUUCUUUAUUCUGUAUUGUUGAAAAGACUUCCUUCAUGUAGAGAUAUCAGAGAAGAAGGCAUGCUUCUUAUCAAUUUAAUUGACUGGAUUACCGCUAUCAAGACUACGGAUAUAAUGGAAGAAAAAUUACCAUUAUUAUGGGGAAAAGCAUGCGAAUUAGCCUACAGGCAAUGUCAAUACAGUGAAAAUACUGUAAUCGCUGCUAGAGCUUUAAAAGGACUAGCACGCGCAUUGCUUACGAUGGCUGAUGAUGCUGGACAAGGAUGGGGUCUUUUAGGGGCUAUUGGGCUCAGAAAAAGUUCUCAGCUUUCUAUUAGCACAGCUUCCAGAAUCAAAAUAUGAACAUCAAAUAGUAAGAUUUACGUCUCAUUCCCCUGGUGUCGCGCCCUCAAGGUCACCUGAUUUAGAUACUGCAGAAAUUCGACCUAGUGUAGAAGCCAUCAAAGCUAUGCAAAGUUUAGAAGGUCUUUUAAUUAACAAGCAGUAUUUAGAGCUUAAAUGUGACAUAGAACGGUCGAUUAGACUGAUUAGAGAUUCUGCUAAUUCAUUGCACAACGCUGUAGUUAUAGUAGGUGCAUUGACAGGAGAAUUAUAUCAUCAAAGAUAUCUUCACGUUUUAACAGAAUAAUAUGUUCUUCUUGCACAAAAUUUACUGAAAAUCUUUGUUUGAAAUUAUCAAUGUUAUUUCUUACUACAUCGAUAUUUUGCAUAUUUACAUGACAUAAUGAGGCUUGAAUAAUCUAGUCAAAUAUUUUAUCAAUUGAACAUAUCUUGUGUUACUAUUAUCGAUUAAUUUAAUUAAAAUAUUUCUCUUAUAUUUAAAAAUUGACUAACAAUUUUAAAGAAUAUUCUUCUUGCUGCGUAGAGCUGCAUCUGUUAUUUAAGAUUCCUUAAUAUGUUUACUUUAACGAUUUAACAUACAUUAUAAUGUAAAAUUCAGAAAUAUCUGUUAUUUUAACAUUCAUUUCCAUCAUAUAAUUAUAAGUUUAAUAAUAAAUCAAUGGAUAUUUAUAUAAUGUGAUUAAUUAUAUUUGAUUUAAUGAUAUAUCUCAUAAUUAAUAUAAAACUAUAUUUACUUUUAAAAUAGAAAUUUCUUGUAAAUUUCAUAAAAAAUGUAAUUUAUUAUUAAAUAUUGUAAAUACAUUGUGUUUUUAAGAUAA